UUUUUUUUUCUUGUGACUCUUCUUUUUCUCUACCAAAGGCUCAGUUUUACGCUUCUUCUUCUGUGGUGAAUUUAAUUGUUUUUUUCCAACAGGAACUUUCAAUCUUUCCAGGGAAUUUUUUGGUUGUUAAUUUUCAUUUGUAAAUUCGGCGUUAUGUUGUUCGUUUUCUACAAUUCUUACCUUCAAUAUGAAGAAAACACAGUGAGUUUUGUAACCGAAACUACUUACCUCGCGUGGAAUACAUCUUUUCCCGCUAUUUCGGUAUGUCCCAUUGCUGGAACUGAACCGGAAUGGGUAACGGACGAAGAAUUCGUAGAGGAAGAGAUCGAUCAGCAAAAACAAUUCAUAAUCGAUUUGGUUUUUUUUACUGGAAAUUGUUAUUCUUGUUACGAAGAAUGUGAAUCUUGUAAAAAAAUGAAUUUCACCGAAAAAGUUUUGAGAUAUAGAAAAAACUGCAAUCAAAUCAUUUCAUUAUGUAAAUGGAAUAAUGAAGAUUUUAAUUGUUGCGAAGAGUUUCUACCUAUUGAAACUGAAUAUGGAAUUUGUUAUUCGUUCAAUUCUCUACACACAACGAAAAUUAAAAAGUCUAAAUUGGAUUUGACGAUGAACAGAAAAACAGGACCGGGUAAAAUAUGGUUCCAAACUGAAGAAGAUACACGGGUGUUUUUUCAUGCACCUGAAGACGUUCCGUUCAUAAAUUCGGAUCCGGAUCAAAGAAAAGAUAUCAUGCUCGGGGAAUCUUUCAAUAUAACGAUAAGUGUUAUAGAAAUAGAUAACGACGAAAGUAUCAAAUUUAUACCGGUGUACAAAAGAAAAUGCAAAUUUCCAUGGGAAAACGAGGGAGUUAAAGUACACGAUCAUUACAGUUAUUCUUCGUGUAUUGUACAAUGUCACGCCGAAAAUCACAUACAACUUUGUAAUUGUACGCAUCAUUUAAUGCCCAAAUACAAUCUGGUAAAUUAUUGUGACGUGGAAGGAUUAAAAUGUUUAACCGAUCAUUUUGAUACUGUUAAUAGACUUCUCGCUAAAGAAUCGAAUCUACACAAACCAGGUUUGAUAUGCGACUGUCUACCGUCGUGCACUGAACCCGAAUACAAAAUCGUUUCUAUAACGAAAGGAUUUAAAUCGAUAAAAAGCGAAAUUCUAAUAAACAUAAUAUCUUUACCUAGUACAAGAUUUAAAAGAAUAGCUGUAAGGACAACAUUAGAUUUAAUUGUUUCUGUAGGAGGUGCUGCAGGACUCUUCAUCGGCGCUUCUUUACUGAGCAUUAUAGAGCUAUUAUACUUAUUAGUAUUACGUCAUAAAUGAAUAUUUACGCAAAUUGUAACACA
Molecule: messenger RNA, 1331 nt
Organism: Diorhabda sublineata
Lineage: Eukaryota; Metazoa; Arthropoda; Insecta; Coleoptera; Chrysomelidae
Product: pickpocket protein 11-like
Exons: 11
Coding region: 154-1308 (384 amino acids)
Biological process (GO): sodium ion transmembrane transport
Cellular component (GO): membrane
Molecular function (GO): ligand-gated sodium channel activity
Source: RefSeq, a predicted model, not a curated record